ACAAAAUCGAUAUAACUAUAUAUUGCAUUUUUUGCUAUUUCGUGUGUCCGAAACACGACUGCGAAAUAACGUAGAUACAAACAGCCAUUUUUGUUAUAGGAACUGGUCGUAAGCCCGUGAAUUACGGUCAUCUUUAAAAAACAUUCAUGGUAGUUCCAGUCGUUUGUAUAUAUUCGUCCGCAACUACUUCAGAGUUUACUCGUAAACUUCUUUCAAAAUGCAAGCGUUUUGCAAAAUAAUUAUUCCAAUGCGUCAUAAUGAAAAGUGGUUCUGAAUAAAUUAGUGUCAUUAGCAAUUUUUGGUGAUAUGUGAUAGAAGUUGAUAGAAAAUAAUCAUGUUGAUUUGUAAUAAAUGCCAACUCAAAUAAAAUUCGGUACGCGCCAAAAUUAGAAACUCUAUCAUACCAAAAUUAGAAUUUCCGUUCUUAUCAUAUUCUGCGUUCUUCUUGUAUAGAUUAUUUUAAAUUAAAAAUCAACAUGUCCUCUAUAAAUAAAUUAUUCUUGAUGACUAAUAUUCAUCAAUAAAAAAUAAAUUUAAAUAUCAAAUUUUUUUUCAUUAAUUCAACAACAUCACUUGAUAGAUCGUUAAUGCGAAAUAUGUUCUUUAUAAAAGUUGUAAACAUUCCAUCGUGGAGGAAAUGUGUGUGAGAAGGGCUCUGAUUACAUUAUUAGUAGUUUUAUUAGUAAUUAGCAUCGUUGUCGUAGCGACGCUCUCAGUACUACUUGUUUAUCAAUCAAGGGAGGACAUAUGGAGUGACGUGAAUAUCAGUAUAGCAGUUAUCGUCCUACUUGUAGCAUUUGGUGUCCUUUUGUUUUUUGCAGAAAUCGCGUUGGUGUAUCUUGGUUGCACAAAGCGCUGGUACAAUGAAAGAAAUCGGCCGAAAGACAUACCACCUGCAGUAGUAAACGAAACAUUUCAAAACGACUUACAAGACGAGGAAGUAGUAUUAGAAUUUCCAGACAAUGACGACGAGCCUUUGGAGAUUGCAGCAGCCGCAAUCGAAGAAGAAAAAGAUGAUGGAUUACCAUUAGGCUUUAGAGAAUACCUCGCAACUGCAACAUUCUCAAAAGGUAUAGAUUGGGAAUUUAUCAAGGAAGAAUAUUGUAACGGCAAUCCAAUGGAGAAAGGACAGUAUAUCAAACGAGAAGAAAGCGACUUGUUGAAACUAUUCCAAAGCGCGUCAAAAAAUAAUUUUGAGAUUAAACCUGGACACGGAGGAAAGAUUGUUGUGAAAGCUGAUUUUAAAGAUACAAUAGGUUUUGAAAUUGGUCGUGGAAGGAAGAAGUUAUAUCGCCUACAAAUGGUAUUUACAGAUCGGUUUUAUCUGAAAAAUGCAUAUCCCAUUAAAAAAUGAAUUCUGUAGUUGGUUUUUUUGCAAAAAUUUUGAAAAAUGUCCAAAUGUUUUUCAAGCAUGUACAACCGAUAUUUUUUAUACCUUCCGAUGAACUCUUUUGUAUCUUUUCCCACAAAGCAUAAUUAAACGCCUUUAGGGCGUAAGUGAAUACAUUUUAUAAAAAAGACAUUAGCGAGUCAACAAAUACAAUUUAACGAAAGCUUUCGACCGUAACUUCGGCCAUCUUCAGUCAUAAUACAAAGUUGUUUCAGCAACUAAAUACACUUUAAUAUCAAGAA
Hydractinia symbiolongicarpus is the source of this 1632-nucleotide messenger RNA. RefSeq lists its product as uncharacterized. Lineage: Eukaryota; Metazoa; Cnidaria; Hydrozoa; Anthoathecata; Hydractiniidae. Bases 638 to 1354 code for a protein of 238 amino acids. The transcript has 6 exons. The record is from RefSeq and is a predicted model, not a curated record.